Cylas formicarius (sweet potato weevil) is the source of this 3298-nucleotide messenger RNA. Its product is annotated as juvenile hormone esterase-like. Lineage: Eukaryota; Metazoa; Arthropoda; Insecta; Coleoptera; Brentidae. The coding region runs from base 1594 to 3252 and encodes 552 amino acids. The transcript has 10 exons. The record is from RefSeq and is a predicted model, not a curated record.
AGGAAAAAUCAUCCAUUAACAUCUUGUGCUAGGAUGAAAUAGGUCGGAAUUCUUAUUUGUAAACUUCUCUAUCCUUAAAUUUAAAUUAUAAAAUCUACGUAUUUUGAUUUGUCACAAUGCUUAAAUUUAAUGAAAAUGCUAAGUUAAAUUAAUGUUGCCUUCUAUUGGCCAGGACGGAACAGAGAUAAAUUUCGACUCCUAUACCAUACUAGUUUCGUCUAUUGUUCUCUGUGCUUGGAUGUUUUCAGUAGCGGACAAACUUUUUACUUUUACUGCAAAAUUAUAUAUUUAUUAAAUUUAAACGGCAGAAAAAUCAAUCAAAAUAAAUAGUGCAAUCGAAUUCUAUUUUACAUCAUUUCUUUGUUUUUAUUUUUAAUUUAAUUACCCCAGGAUUAGGAAGCUAUAAAAAUGUAAUGAAAAAAUUUUAGUUUGUUUUCCAGAAAUGAAAAUAGAUAUAGUGGAACAUGUACAAUGAAAAAACAUACUUCAGACGUACAAAGGACGAAUAAAAUGAGACAUAUCCAAAUAAAAUAAAGUGAACCUCAGCAUGUGGGACGGCGCCCUUUAAGAGGGUCAAAAUAUUCCAUUUCUACAUUUUACUGUUUUGUUUGGUUGGUCGAUGUAAUAAUUAUAAUUCAAAAUACUGAAAGGUUGGCCAAAACAUUUAUAUAAACUUCGAUUUUCUGGCCUAAUAUUAGGCAUAAAAAUGUCACUUUCAGGAUUUAUCUCACAAAAUCACAUUUUACCUCCACUAAAAAAAUGUUUUUUUUCUUCCUAUUAGUCUCUUACUUUGGGCAAAUACAAAGAGUAAAGCAAACACUUUCAACUUUAACGAUGGCAACCCAACGGUGUUGUUGGCAUUUUUUCCAACCAAAAGACGGACAGUUCAAGGCCGGGAACAAACAACCAUAGCCUUGGAUGCCAGAAAAAUGUCCGUUAAUCUUGAAACAAAGCACCAACUGAUUGGAUAUCUCGAAUCUUAUUUUAUGGUGAUGCAACAAAUUCGUUUGCGUUGCAUUUUAGCCUAGACCGUUAUUGUAAAAUAAAAAUUUUUUAUCGUCUCUACAUACGCUCCGAUGCAAGGGCAUCGUAGUUUUCGAAAAACAAAGCGUUUGGCACUUAUAGAAAGCCAGGAUCGUACGCAGAAAAUCCUGACCUUUGAAUGGAUUAUUUCAAAAAGUGGUCCUACUAAAUCUUUAUGUGCAAACUCUGUUAGUUACAAAAGUGGAAAAUUGAGCAGAGCUCAUACAGAUGGCGCUGCCAGAGGAGGUUUAUUUCGCUAAACACCAGUCAAAACCAAAAGAAGGAAUCGACAAAAAUGGGACAGGAGUUAUGUCGGGUUCAAACGGACAGAACAAUUUCGGCCCAGAAAAAAUGUAAAUUGCAGUGUUAACCAUCGAAAUGCAGUACCAGAACUCCGAUAGUCCUUUAAAAAAACGCACUUUUCACGAUAUUUUUGUAAUUAUAUAGGCCGAUUUAAAUGAAAACAAGGAAGCGAAAAAUAUUACUUGGACCGAUCCUGCCCGUGCACACAUAAUAAAUAUACCAAAAAACCUUUCCACAUUUCUAUUUACAAAAUAAGCGUAUUAUAAAAUGGCAAUACGGUAUUUAUGUUUGUUACUUCCUGUUAUCGUUAUGAGCGCUCAAAUCCUAGUCGACACCGAGAACGGAAAGGUGAGGGGUAAAACGCUGACUAGCCCCUCCAACAAGACCUUCUACGCCUUCCAAGGUAUCCCAUACGCUGUCCCACCUAUCGGCGACCUAAGAUUUCAGGCUACCACAGCCUCUGGGAAAUGGGAUGGCAUAUUCGACGCUACCAAAGAGGGCAAGAGUUGCAUCGGGGCUGACUAUAACCACAACCCUGAAGACCAAAGUGAAAAUUGUUUAUUUCUCAACAUUUACACCCCGUCGCUGGAUCAAUCGGCAAAGUAUCCGGUUCUUUUUUGGAUUCACGGUGGGAGGUUCGUAGCCGGUACGUCCAAGUAUUCUAGAUACGGAGCCGACUACUUAGUCGACCAAGGAGUGAUAUUUGUUAGCUUGAAUUAUCGACUGGGUCCUCUUGGAUUCCUCUCCACCGAAGAUUUAGCGAUUCCCGGCAACGCGGGGCUAAAAGAUCAGCUCUUGGGUCUCGAAUGGGUCAAUAGAAACAUAGAGGCAUUCGGUGGGGACAGUCAAAAGAUCACUAUCGGGGGUCAGAGUGCGGGAGGCAGUUCGUGCGGUUUACUUGUUCUUAGCAAGAAGGCCAAAGGGUUGUUUCGGGCAGCCAUUUGCCAGAGUGGUUCUGGGUUGGAGGAAUGGGCGAUUUAUAAGUCUCCAAGGAAAUACGCUUACAAAAUGGCAAAUUUGAUAGAUAGCUCCGUGACGGCGCAGAGUCACAAUUCCGAGCAAUUGCUCGAGUUUUUGAAGCGACGCAGUGCUAGCUCCAUAAUACAUGCGACGGGAACACUGGGCGCAACCGAGCCGAAGGAAGACUUCGCAUUGUCACCUAAUAUUGAGGUCGACCACGAGGGGGCGUUAUUGUCUGAGUUUCCAUACGAACUCAUGCGGCGAGGAGACUUUAACCAAGUGCCGCUCUUGAUGGGGAUCACCUCCGAGGAAUUUCUAUUGUUUGCCGGACAACCCGGCAGACUGGAAUCAGACGCAGAGAGACUGGACACGAUUCCGGAUUACUGUUAUCCGUACCAUUUCGUACCGAAAGAUGGCGCCAAUGAAACGGAAAUUGUAAAAUACAUCAAGGAUAUGUAUUUGGCAAAGGGUCGAAAGUUUAGCGAUAAUCUAUACGACGUCGUAAGGUUCAGAAGCGAUCAGACGUUCAACAGAGGCGUCAUUAAACAUGCGGAAAUGCAGUCGAAAUUUACCGACGUAUAUUUCUAUCAGUUUUCAUUCAAAGGAUCGCUCAACCGACACUCUUUCGAUAUGUUAGGUGGUGAGAGUAAGUGCGCUCACGGAGACGACUUGGCCUAUUUAUUCAUAAGAGAUUCCAAUCCUGAAAAAGGCGACGGGGCGGACGAAUUGACGACAAAGAGGAUGGUUAGAAUGUGGACUAACUUCGUUAAAUAUCUAAAUCCCACUCCUGAUCAGUCUGACGAGCUGCUGCAAAAUCUUCACUGGCCCAAGGUGAAACCCGAUCGUUUCCCCUACGUUAACAUCGGUUCCAAUCUGGAAGUGCUGGAAAAUCCGAAAUCCGAGAUGUAUUCAAAGUGGAAUCACGUAUUUCAUACCUGGCACAGACAACCGUUCAAAACAUUCUAAACGAUUAAUUGAUAAAUAAAAUUUUUGUUAAAUAAAUGCUUCAUUU